CUCGGCCUCUGCCUACUCUUUCUUGAGUGUUUUGUUCGAAUAGCGGCUACCAGCACUGGCGGUGUGGCAUCGAGGAAAUGUUCGCGGAACAGCAUCAAUCUUGGCAAACUGAUCGACACCCUGCUCACCGACUAUGACGUCCAUCUGCUUCCCGAAUCGGAAGGCGUCAAUGUCACUAUAGAACUUCAUGUUCAGGGUGUGUCCGGUAUAUCAGAAAUCACCGGCGAUUUUUCAUUGGACGUCAUGUAUAGCGAGAUAUGGCAAGAUCCUCGACUUGCUUUCAAACAUCUCAAUGUCUGCGCUACGAACAUCACGCUGAAGUCUGAUUUUCGUAAACGAAUCUGGACACCGGACACAUGCAUUAUCAACAGCAAAUCGAGUUCUAUCCACAGUUCACCGUCUGAGAAUACGUUUGUGAUUCUAUACGAAAAUGGGCUCGUCUGGAGCAAUUUCAGGUUAAAUGUGAAAACCCCAUGUUCCGUAAAUCUGAAGAUGUUUCCUUUCGAUUCGUUAUCAUGUGAGAUUGUGUUGGAAAGCUAUUCGUUCAAUACAGACGAGGUGCGACUGCUUUGGCAUGACGUUCCUAUCACAAUGAUGGAAAAGGUAGAACUGCCUGAUUUCGACUUGAUUGGUUGGUCAACUGACCAUCAGCGGUUAGAAUAUCCCAACGGAAUCUGGGAUCGAGCAAAGGUGAAGUUCACGUUUGCUCGGCGUUACGGAUUCUACCUUUUCCAAUCGUAUUUUCCCACAUCACUGACGGUUAUCAGUUCAUGGGUCGGAUUCUUUUUUGAUGUUCGAUCUGUGUCGGCAAGGUAA
Messenger RNA from Haemonchus placei, 816 nucleotides. NCBI's taxonomy places the organism in Eukaryota, Metazoa, Nematoda, Chromadorea, Rhabditida, Trichostrongylidae. The record is from the annotation of a GenBank genome assembly.